GGCAAUAUGAAGCUGCCAGACCCGAAGCGGAUGCUCGGCAGCAUUUUUCCAAUACUCCAGUGGUCGAAAAGUUAUGACCUCGGAACGGGCGUCGGCGAUCUGAUAGCUGGGAUCACUGUGGCUCUGACGCUCAUACCUCAGUCUAUAGCUUAUGCGUCGCUCGCCGGAUUAGAACCACAGGUAAACUAUGACAAUACUCCACUGGUCGAAGAGUUAUGAACUCGGGACGGGCGUCGGCGAUCUGAUAGCUGGGAUCACUGUGGCUCUGACGCUCAUACCUCAGUCUAUAGCUUAUGCGUCGCUCGCCGGAUUAGAACCACAGUACGGUUUAUACGCAUCACUGAUCGGCGGCUUCGUGUACGGGAUCACGGGCACGUGUCCACAGAUAAACAUCGGGCCCACGGCGCUGCUGUCUUUGCUGACGUUCACGUACACGAACGGCACGAGUCCGGACUUCGCUGUGCUCUUGUGUCUGACGUCGGGGCUCGUGCAGCUGGUCGCUGGCACGUUGCAGCUUGGUUUCCUCGUAGAGUUCGUCUCGCUGCCAGUCGUCUCUGGUUUUACCUCAGCAGCCGCAGUCACAAUCGCUUCAUCACAAGUCAAGGGCUUAUUAGGCCUCAAGUUUAGCGCUGAGACAUUCAUAGCUACUUGGAAGGAACUGUACCGUCAUAUAGGAGACACGAGAUUACCUGAUACACUGCUCAGUUUAGCGUGCUGUAUCCUGCUGUUGGGUAUGAAGGCGCUAAAGGAAAUUCACAUCGGAGCAAAAGACAAUGAAAAAAGUCAAAAAGGGGUGGCUUUCAUACAGAAGAGCUUGUGGUUCGCUGGUGUAUCGAGAAACGCGGUUGUGGUCAUCCUAGCGGCCGCUGUAGCCUUCUUUGUUUAUUUGGAUGUUGGUGACCCAUUGAUAUUGACAGGUAAAAUAACGCCAGGCCUGCCAACACCACAAGCGCCCCCGUUCCACACGACGGUCGGGAACGUUACCAUAUCCGCGGGUGGCAUGCUGGCGCAGCUCGGCUCUGGGCUGCUGGUUGUGCCUCUAGUGGGGAUCAUCUCUAAUGUUGCCAUCGCUAAGGCAUUUUCAAACGGCAAAACACUGGACGCAACACAAGAGAUCAUAGCGCUCGGCAUUUGCAAUGUGGUGGGUGCUUUCUUCCGCUCCUUUCCAGUCAACGGUUCUUUUACUAGGAGUGCCGUGAGCGACGCUUCGGGCGUACGCACCCCCGCCGCUGGAUUCGUUACCGGAAUAAUAGUGAUAUUGACUCUAGCACUACUAACCCCGUACUUCUUCUUCAUCCCUCGAGCAGCCCUAUCUGCCGUAAUCGUAUGUGCCGUUCUACAUAUGGUCGAUAUCGACAUCAUUAAGAAACUGUGGAGGUCGAGCCGAUUAGAUAUAAUCCCACUGCUGGGUACAUUUUUGUGCUGCCUUGCGCUCGGUAUAGAGAUCGGUCUGAUCUGCGGAGUGGGCAUCGAUGUGAUUUUGCUCUUGUACUACAACUCGCGACCACCUCUCGACGUGAAAUAUGUUGAGGAAGAAAAUAUCCCACCACAUUAUUCUAUCCACCCAGUGGGCAACCUCCAUUUUGCUGGAGCAGAAAAAGUGAGAUUAAAGCUCUCUUCGCUGAAAAAUGAUAAUAAAGCAACAUUAAAGCAACUAACGAUCCUACCUGGAGCUAAUGACAGUGUUUUAUCAAACGGAGCUGGGAGCCAGUGCAAUGGCGGUGCAUCUAAUGCGACAGGAAGAGAAAUUGCUGGCCGGAGGUCGAAUGUACUUGUGAUACAUUGUGACUGUUUGUACAGAUUAGACUACACGUUUUUACAGAGUAUAAAGAUGUUAGUGACAGAGUGGUCACGCAGUGGAUGCGUGUUGUGGUGCGACGCGCGUCCUCUAGUUAGAGAUCAACUAAGAACUGUUCUACCUGACUCCGUGUUCUGUGCUACCCAGCAGUUACCAGUAGUUCUUGCAGACGCUAGCUCAUCAGGCGACCACUCAGGCGUUAGUGAUACUCAACUUUAGUGCUUAGUCUAGCUUAGUUUCAACGUAGAUCAUAAAUAACAUUGUUAGGUACUAGUGCUGUGUUAUACAAUUUUAUCGUGUACAUUUCGGCGGCCGAUCGUAAAAUUAGGCCGAUCGCAAAGUUCCCGUGUAAUAUUUUGACGGCAGUCACAUUAAACCAAUAGAUAGGUAGGAUAGGUUCGUUAGGUUGCUUAAGAUGCCUGAAGUGCCCUUCACUCUGUCCAGAAAAAGAGCCGCCGGGGCUCCGUCGACUCGGGUAAUUUCAUGAUCUGCCUGAUUUUACGAUCGGCCGCCGACAUAUAUAAAUUGACUAGAAUUUUAACCAGUGACCAUUAGCGUUAGGAAACAUUAUGUUCUGCUGGGCUAGCACAUGAUUGGCGCGAGAGUAUCUACCCGUCCCCCUUUAAUUCAUACAGUUAGUAAAAGACGGGUAGUCUAUCUCGCGGCGAGAUACUGUCGCGCCUAUCAUGCUCAGCCUACAGAAUGUUAUUGUUUUAGAAAAAUGAAAGGUUCGGCCACGACUUUGGACGAUUCGCGACGGCGGCGGUGACAACCAUAGGUCGGAACGAAAGGUCCGAUCGCUGUGUUCCGCUCCAACCUAUGGUUAUCGCCGCCGCCGUCGCCGGUCGCGCAAAGCCGUGGCCGAGCCGUUAGGAUGUCAGCUGCAUUGCUGUUACGAUAUUAUUGCAGCGGCGUUGACAUCGACUCUGUAUCUGUCAAUUUCCUUUAUAAAAUGUGUGAAGUUCGCCGUCGCAUCAAUUAUGAUGUUCGGACACGUAUUUUACUAACUCAGCGUCUUACGUAAGCGAACGCGAAGCGAAGCGGCGCGGUCCGGCGUGGCGGGCACACGGCGUUCGCGUUCGCAACGAGAUCGCCCAUGUAGGACACUUCUAUAGGUAUCAAAGGAUUGAUUCACCCCGCGCCACAUCGCUUCGAUUCGCGUUCGCGUGUUGUUCGCCUACGUAGUACGCUGCGUAAGGAAAUUGACAGGUACGGCGCCCGCGUCGUUGACAUCUGAAUGUCAUUUUUACAGUAUCCAAACGUUAAGGAUUUUGAAGUCUAAUUUGUGGUUGUGAAUUAUAAGCAUUUACACCGAUCAGUGAUUGAUAUACAUAUUAUUUAGUUACCAUAGUAUUAUACCAGCCAUUAUCACCGAGUAGCGCACGUGAACAUUUUCGGGAACGUGAUUUUAUUGACAGUGGUGUAUCUGUUGUAGUGUGAUGCAAUCUGUGACCUGAUGAUUCAUUAGGUGUGUUUUAUUAUGAAAAAUGUUAAUGAAUAGUUUUAUUACAUAUAUUGAGUUUGAUGUAUUUAAUAAAUAUAAGAUAUCUCUAGGUAUAAAUAUUUUAUAAAAGUCCAUGAAAUAUAUGAUAAAUUAGAUACCAAUCAAAUUAUAGCUUGAUAAUUUGAUACGAAAUAUGAUAAAAUGAUACUGUUUUUUUUUUCUCGUAAGGUAGCUGUAGUUUAUAGUAGUAGUUGUUGAUAUGCAUAGCCCGGUUUUUCAGGGGCAAAAAUGUACCAGUGCUAGUGAUUAAUUAAAUAUGUAUUUACUAAAAAAAACUGCGAUUCCUUGAAGUAAAUAUUACUAAGAGCGUUAGCACUUCUAUUGCCUAUUUUGCUAUCCACUUUAAUUUAUAUUUAUCGCAACAAUUUAAAUCCGACUUCUGAUAUUCGCUCAUUAUGACGUUUUUUUUUAGUAAAUUUCAUUGUAAGCAUGAUUCUAAUAAUUUAGAAUUACACUGAUUUAAACUUUCAAUAAUCUUACACACCCGAGACCACGGGGACAACGCCGUCCUCGAAACGUCAGAGGCAAAUCCUUAAACUUAAUGAUACGCGAUUAAGUCCCGUUUUAUAACUUAGAAUUACACAUGAUUUAUGUAGGUGAUGUGAUACGUUUUAUCGACAUCGACUACUAAAGUAAGUUUUACUUGUCCUCGCACUAUUUAAACGUCAAACUGAAUUGCCCCGUCAGACCGGGUUAUGUUCGUAACCACUUCGUAACCUAGUGUUUCAGGUGGUUUCAGUCCAGUUGUUAUCAAACGAGCGAGCGAAGCGAAGUGAAGUUCUUACAUUCAACUUGGAAUACACGGCCGGCUAGGGGCACGUGCCGGCAUUUCGAUGUUUUUAAGCUGAACUAUCAUAGGAUAGUUUGAUGGACAAUAACCUAAGUAAAUCUGUUCUAAUAUAAACGAAAUUGGCUAGACGUGUAGAUGAAGGCAUAUUAUUUUAGUCAUUAAAUUAUGAGCAGGCUCGAUCAAGGGGUUAUGGAGCUAAAAGAGCGUAGAAGGCCAAAAAGCUAUUUGUGAGGGGUCUUCCUAUUCUGGUCAUCUUAUAUGCAAGAAAGUAUCAUGCUCGAGUUUGGUAUCAAAUGAAAAUACUCUGUUUACACAUUUAGAAUAUUGUUUUUUAAAUUACUGGCAAGAUUUAUAAAAACGAAAUAAAAUAUAGGUACUUAGGUAUUUGACAUUUGACAAGAAAGAUAACUGGUAACCACAGAUACAGUUUAUUUUAAUCUCUAUGGGGAUAUAAAUCUAUCAGUUAAGGGCUCCACAGAUCUUGCAAUAAAUCGCACGCGAUUUUAGAUCCUUUGCCGAGUGGGCUUUUUUUGGCGAACCGCGAGUUCUCAGUUCGGGGCGAACGUAAGUCGUCAGCAUCAAUGCCUAAAUAAUUAUAACUUUGUAUCAACUUUACAUAAUUGCUCAAUUGCUAAUAAUUGUAUAUAAUUUGCUAACCAAUCCGAACGAUUGUUUGGUUAGUUCCUCAUAUUUCACAAAGCAAACUGUGAUCCCACUAAUAAAUCCUUUCUUAUUUUAAAUCUUUUCAUGCGAAAUAAAUACAAGAAUGUGA
This is a messenger RNA of Cydia strobilella, 4864 nucleotides long. Its product is annotated as sodium-independent sulfate anion transporter-like. The record is from RefSeq and is a predicted model, not a curated record. The transcript has 11 exons. Gene Ontology annotation, biological process: transmembrane transport. Gene Ontology annotation, molecular function: sulfate transmembrane transporter activity. The coding region runs from base 188 to 2017 and encodes 609 amino acids. NCBI's taxonomy places the organism in Eukaryota, Metazoa, Arthropoda, Insecta, Lepidoptera, Tortricidae. Gene Ontology annotation, cellular component: plasma membrane.